Messenger RNA from Schizophyllum commune H4-8, 282 nucleotides. RefSeq lists its product as uncharacterized. The transcript has 4 exons. The record is from RefSeq and is a predicted model, not a curated record. Lineage: Eukaryota; Fungi; Basidiomycota; Agaricomycetes; Agaricales; Schizophyllaceae. Bases 1 to 282 code for a protein of 93 amino acids.
AUGGCGACCACCUCUACCACCUUCCGCGCACCUCUGCCCACCAUCUCCGAGAAGCAGAUGCUGGCACCUCCUCGUCCAUUGUACGAGCGUAUACCUAGCUUCGGCAGGUCGAGGUCCCGGUCGCCCUCCACUGGUCCGCAGACGCGAGAGAAGUCCCCCUACCGGGCUACAAACCUCUCCAUGAAUACCCAUCACGCCUUCGUCGGCCACGAUACCCUCCCGGAGAAGAUGUGCUUGGAGCGCAUCGCCUCCGUCUUCUCUCACCCCCACGACGAAGACUGA